AUGUUUCUUUUAAAGGGGUCCGACAAUCGUAUUAUAGAUGUAACGUAUUACAACAAGAAUGCACCUUAUUCUAUAUUUUGUAAUCUUGACACUCGGAUUAUGGACAACUAUCUUAUUGAGAUUAUUUCAAGAAAAGACUAUAUAUCACUUUCCAUUGCUGCUGCUGCUGUUGGACUGGCAGCAAAAUAUUCUUACAAUAUCUAUUCAAACUCGCGUCAAAAUUACAUUAACAAAGAUGGUUUCAAAAAUAUCCCUUCUCCACCGGGAAGCUAUCCUUAUAUUGGUACAAACCCUUCUAAAAGUCACAUGCUAACAUUGAAUAUAUGUCCGGGAGAACAAGUCAAAAGAUGGCACGAAGAGCUAGGUAUUUGA
Messenger RNA from Phycomyces blakesleeanus NRRL 1555(-), 372 nucleotides. RefSeq lists its product as hypothetical. The record is from RefSeq and is a predicted model, not a curated record. The transcript is spliced from 4 exons. The coding region runs from base 1 to 372 and encodes 123 amino acids. NCBI's taxonomy places the organism in Eukaryota, Fungi, Mucoromycota, Mucoromycetes, Mucorales, Phycomycetaceae.